AUGGAGCCUAAAGUCCGCGCACUCUAUGAGCCUGUCACAGGCACGUGGCAAUACAUCGUCGCGGACGAACAGGCAAAGGACACCGUCAUCAUCAACCCAGUGCUCGACUAUGAUAAAGACACGGGAAAAGUGUCGACGCAGCCGGCCGACCAGAUGCUCGACGUGGUGGCCAAGCACGAAUACACCGUGUCCAAGAUCCUCGAGACGCACGGCCACGCCGACCACCUCACCGCCGGCGUGCCGCCAGCGGAUCUGGUCGACGCGUUCGAUCACACGUUCGCCGACGACGAGAGCUUCGCCAUCCCUCGAGUUUAG
Molecule: messenger RNA, 315 nt
Organism: Fonsecaea nubica
Lineage: Eukaryota; Fungi; Ascomycota; Eurotiomycetes; Chaetothyriales; Herpotrichiellaceae
Exons: 2
Coding region: 1-315 (104 amino acids)
Biological process (GO): hydrogen sulfide metabolic process; glutathione metabolic process
Molecular function (GO): sulfur dioxygenase activity
Source: RefSeq, a predicted model, not a curated record